Hippocampus comes (tiger tail seahorse) is the source of this 4082-nucleotide messenger RNA. It is a transcript of the gene adarb2, whose product is annotated as adenosine deaminase RNA specific B2 (inactive). Gene Ontology annotation, biological process: RNA processing; adenosine to inosine editing. The record is from RefSeq and is a predicted model, not a curated record. Gene Ontology annotation, cellular component: cytoplasm; nucleolus. Lineage: Eukaryota; Metazoa; Chordata; Actinopteri; Syngnathiformes; Syngnathidae. Gene Ontology annotation, molecular function: adenosine deaminase activity; double-stranded RNA binding; double-stranded RNA adenosine deaminase activity. The coding region runs from base 1206 to 3380 and encodes 724 amino acids. The transcript has 10 exons.
CUUUUAGCCUGAGUGUAAUGUUAUGCUAACCUGCAAGUGGUCAGGAAAUUAGAAAUAAUGUGGUUCCAGUUUCUUCUUCAUAACCUCUUUCGGGGUAAUGUUUGUGUGGAAGCGUUGAUGGCUGAGUAAGAAGGGCUCAUUUACGUCGUCGUCGUAACACAUCAAAAGUGUUGACUCUGUUUUAUAGUCAUCUGUUAAGUGAUGCUGUUUAAUGGCACUGGAACAGUAAUUAAUUAAAAAAAACAUCCAAUUUAUUUGUUCUGGGAGUGAAUAAGGGGUAUCAAUCCUUUCUGUUGCUGCAGCACAAAUUAAUUUACGUGCUGCAUCUCCUCACAUCCUUUGAGAAUUUAAUUAUCUCAGCAAACAGACUCUGGGUGUGUUGAAUAUACAGUACGAUAUUCUAUCAGAGUCAUGCGGAAGCCAAAACCGUGCAGAGGCUCGUUGUCUCAUUAUGACUGUAUCAUUUCAGAGUCACUUGGCACCAGCACGACAAGAAAAAAAGGAAUGAUGAUACACCAGGCUUUGAAAAUGUCAUGUUUAAUCGAGGGGGAUCAUAUCGGUGAUUAUGUGACUACUGCACGCAAUCGGUGAAAUUGGAAAAUGCGCAUCUCAUGUCGAAAGGUGAUCAGGCGGCCUGUUUUGUUUGUUGCAAAAGCUUUGCAUUAGGCACAGUGAAAAACUUAAACAGCGUUUAUCAGCUUCAAGCCAGAAUAAUCGAGUUAUUUGCUGUGUUAAAUGUCUACAUAUUUUUCCCAUACUGUAAAUUAAAAUGUCAUGAUCUCGCCACGUAUCUAAACAGAAAUGCAAGAUGGUCGAAAUGUUGCAAUAAACAAGUCACAGCGGUUUUGCACAAAAACAGCAUGAGUUACUGGUGAUUUUCUGACUAACUGGACUCCUGAAGGGAAGGGGCCGGCAUAAAUCAGCUGGUGUCAGGGCUACAGACACCCACAGCUCCUUAUCGCCGCAUGCAGGUGGACACACUCUCAGAUUGAUAGGUCGAUAGCCGGUUUGACAGGCAGGGCGCCGUGCAGCCAAGUUGAGAAGCUGCUUCCAGGGACAUGUGACUCAGAUGGGGGCUCUCUGCUGGAGGCAAAGGCACGGUUUGACCAGGCAAUGAAACAUGGCAACACAAAGCCAUCGGGCUGAAAUUUAACCGGGCAUUGCAAACCGAUGAACAGAAAUGUUCCUCAUUCUAGAAAGUCGGUAUGCUGUCGGCAUUGAUCCCUCCCUUCAAGUACACAAGCCCUGGGAACAGCAGCACGGAGGACGAGGACAGUUUAAGUACCAGCAGCGCAGAGGUGAAAGAAAACCGCAACGUUGAUAACUUGGAGGAUCGCUCCCUAGCAUCUGCUGAGUGUCAAUCGCGCUUCUGCUCUGACCCCACAAGAAGUGGGAGUUCUAGCCUGAAGAGAAAACGGCCUCUGGAGGAAGACAACAACGGCCACUUGAGCCAACUCCGUCUGAUCUACAAGAAACUGUCCUGGUCCGAGGUACCAAAGAAUGCGUUGGUUCAGCUCAAUGAGCUCCGGCCAGGUCUUCAGUAUCGCAUGGUGUCACAAACGGGUCCGGUCCACGCUCCUGUUUUCUCCAUUGCCGUUGAGGUGAACGGAUUGACCUUUGAAGGAACGGGUCCCACAAAGAAGAAAGCUAAGAUGAGGGCUGCGGAACAAGCUCUUAAAUCCUUUAUUCAGUUUCCCAAUGCUCCUCAGGCCCACCUCGCCAUGGGAAACAUUUCAAACCCAUCCGUUGACUUCACCUCGGACCAAGCUGGUUUCCCUGACACUCUUUUCAAGGAGUUUGAAUCUUCCCCGUGCUCUGCCGGCCUCUCCUUUUGCAAUUCAGAAACAGAAAGUCAGCUAUUAUCAAGUGAGCUACUCAGACAUGGACGCUUAAUUUGCCAUACCUUGGACCUGAUGGUACAAGCUCAGCAACGGUUAGGGGGAAUUGUUCCAGAGCCAAACGCGCCCAAGAGUGCCGUAGUCCUGCUCAAUGAGCUCCGUCCCGGCUUGCGUUACGCCUGUCUUUCUGAGCGAGCCGAGGGCAGGCGACUGCGUAGCUUUGUGAUGGCGGUACGCGUGGAUGGACGGAUUUUUGAGGGCUGCGGUCGCAGCAAGAAGAUGGCCAAGACCCAGGCAGCCCAGUGUGCUCUUGAGGCCCUCUUCAAUAUCAGGACAGCCCCUGAAGGCCGGAUGAGUCUCAAAACCAGCAGGAAGAUAUGCCCUCAUUUACCCCAGGACUUCGCCGAUUCAAUAUUCCACUUGGUGAGGGAGAAGUAUCGCUCGCUGGUGGGCGGCUGCAAUCCGGCGUACACUCAACACAAAUCCCUGGCAGGCAUCGUAAUGACCCGAGGUCUGGACAUUAACCACGCCCAGGUGGUGGCGUUGUCUACGGGAACCAAGUGCAUCAACGGGGAGAAUCUGAGUGACCAGGGACAAGUGGUCAAUGACUGUCAUGCUGAAGUGACUGUGCGCAGAGCCCUGCUACGCUUCCUCUACUCUCAACUUGAGCUCUUCUUUAGUAAAAGGCCAGAUGACUGGGAACAGUCCAUUUUUGUGCGGCAUAAGGAACGCAGCUACAGGUUGCGAGACAGCGUCCACUUCCACAUGUACAUCAGCACCUCGCCGUGCGGGGAUGGAAGACUCAACUCGCCCUACGAAAUCACAACAGACCUACCCAGCAGCAGACACCUCAUGAGGAAGCACCGUUGCCACCUGCGAACCAAAAUCGAAUCCGGCGAAGGAACGGUCCCAGUCAGGCGUCGGGGGUCCGUCCAGACGUGGGAUGGCGUUUUACAGGGAGAGCAGCUCAUCACCAUGUCCUGCACUGACAAAAUGACCAGGUGGAAUAUUCUUGGCCUGCAGGGGGCACUGUUGAGCCACUUAAUGGAGCCUGUGUACCUUCAUAGCGUGACCGUAGGCAGCCUGCGCCACACGGGCCAUCUGGGCAGGGUCCUGAAUCAGCGGCAGGAACGACUGGGCCCCCUUCCCGCCAGUUAUAGACGCAACCAGCCGCUGCUCAGUGGGUUAAGCUGUGACGAGUAUCAGCAUUCAGGGAAGGCCUUGUGCGUGAGUGUCAACUGGACGCUGGGCGACGCGCAAUUGGAGGUGGUCAACACCGCCACGGGAAGGAGACGUGACUCAGGGAUGCCUUCACGCCUCUGCAAACACGCACUGUUCACGCGCUGGAACAGGCUUUACUGCAAGCUGGGGAUCCCCGCGUCCCGCUCGGAGGACGGCCAGCCGGUUUACUGCCAGGCCAAGAUGGCGGCACGCCCUUACCAGACAGUCAAACAGCAGUGGUUCAGGUCUCUCCAAGAAACAGGCCUGGGCACAUGGGUGAAGAAGCCACCUGAGCAGGAACAGUUCCUGCUAUCGGACUGAAGUGUUUUUUCUCUGUGUAUCUGUGAACACGGAAAAAAAAGAUGUGUUGAAUUUACUCAAUCAUAUUUUGUCAAGCGGUUGCACACAAUAGAAACAUCUGGCUUUAGGUGCAUUUUUCAAGUAAGUGUAUAGUUCAUGUAAACAAUGUGUCGGGAUCCAGAUGAUUUUUUUUCGUACAACCACUUGACAAGAUAAAGUUGGGUAAAUUCAGCACACCGUUUUUUUUUUUUUCAGCAUAUGUAAGUGUGAAAGUGUUAAUGUUUAUUUUUUGAGGGUAAGGUAGGGGCCAUGCUCUUUGCAAAACACACACCUGCAUAGCGCAAAGCGGAAACUGUCACCAUUGCGUGUGUGUGUUUGGUUGUGAAUGGGCCACACAUCCACUCCACCGCUCAACAUAGCCCCCCCCCCAAAAAACACAAAAAACGUAAGGUCAACUGGAUGUGCCAGAAGGAACAGGAAAUGAUUUUUUCGUUUUUUUUUUUUUCAUGCUGUUUCCUCUAAACUCAGUUACACACACACAUGUGUCCCAACACACCCUCCUACACCCCCCGCCCCCCAACCCUCAGGUGUGGCGUCUGUCAAAGAAGGGUGGAGUAACCUUGAGCUAAAUGAAAGGCAGCCGCUAUCUUGUCAUCAGCUAUUUCCGGGCCCCAAAGCUCCCGCUGAGGAGCAAAGCGAUGGGAGGGAGUGAAAGAGACAGAG